AUGGAAAGUGUUACUGCCUCGCAAUUACAGAGCUUCAAUGCUCUCCAGCGCCCGGAGAAGGAUGCAUCCGGGAAACGCAACCACUACCAUUUCGCCGUGAAGGCUCUUCCGGGAGUCCCAGGCGAAGCUGUAUUCUUCGCAAAUCCAUACAACAACCACCAUGAGUGCGAGGGCCGGUCCCGGAUUUCCCCUCUCUCGCCCGACGAGCAGGCCAAAAUUAUUGUACCUUUGCUAUUGGAGGCAUUCGUCAACCGAUUCGAUGAGCCGGGCCCAAUUCCCCAGAUGGGCAGCAACAUGGAACCAUUCGCGCCGUUCACCUGGAGCACUACUGACGAGAGCCUUGCGCAGGCUGUGUCCCGUAGGUGCCAGGCAAUUGGUAUGAGACGCGAGCUGUGUGACGUUGGCGUCACUACCGCUGAAGAGCUUCGCAGUGCCGAGGCGUGCUGGACGAAGUGGAGCAAGGGCCUGGUGGAGGCUAUGGCUAUGUAUGAUCUCCCAGAUAGCGGAGUCGAGAAUGUUGAGAUGACCUGUAAGAAUUGUGGGUUUACUCCGUCGAUGGAUAAGCCUUUGCAUCCGUGUACUCAGUGCUUGCAAGUCUCAUAUUGCUCGAUGGAGUGUCAAAGCGCGAACGCUGAGGCUCAUGGACUGGAAUGUGCGGCUGAUAUUUAUUAUUGA
Penicillium crustosum is the source of this 675-nucleotide messenger RNA. RefSeq names its product zinc finger MYND domain-containing protein. NCBI's taxonomy places the organism in Eukaryota, Fungi, Ascomycota, Eurotiomycetes, Eurotiales, Aspergillaceae. The transcript has a single exon. The record is from RefSeq and is a predicted model, not a curated record. The coding region runs from base 1 to 675 and encodes 224 amino acids.